AUACGUGCAAUGGCCUUUGCAAGUUGGGAAGAUGACUCUUUUGCAGCAAAUCCAGGAGGAGAUGAGCCAGGAGGAGAUGAGUCCGUACAUCUUGUUGCUCCUGGCAGUUAG
This is a messenger RNA of Haemonchus placei, 111 nucleotides long. The record is from the annotation of a GenBank genome assembly. Lineage: Eukaryota; Metazoa; Nematoda; Chromadorea; Rhabditida; Trichostrongylidae.